Molecule: messenger RNA, 2724 nt
Organism: Closterium sp. Naga37s-1
Lineage: Eukaryota; Viridiplantae; Streptophyta; Zygnematophyceae; Desmidiales; Closteriaceae
Source: the annotation of a GenBank genome assembly
AUGCCAGGGUGGUCGGACAAGGUGAGGAAGAGAAGAGAGAGUGCGAGAGUGAGUAAGAGGCACUGCAUUGAGUCAAGCGGUGCUGCAGUUGGUGGUGGAGUACUGCCGCUACCACAGCGUGCCAGGGUGGUCGGACAAGGGUGGUCGGACAAGGUGAGGAAGAGAAGAGAGUGUGCGAGAGUGAGUAAGAGGCACUGCAUUGAGUCAAGCGGUGCUGCAGUUGGUGGUGGAGUACUGCCGCUACCACAGCGUGCCAGGGUGGUCGGACAAGGGUGGUCGGACAAGGUGAGGAAGAGAAGAGAGUGUGCGAGAGUGAGUAAGAGGCACUGCAUUGAGUCAAGCGGUGCUGCAGUUGGUGGUGGAGUACUGCCGCUACCACAGCGUGCCAGAGUGGUCGGACAAGGGUGGUCGGACAAGGUGAGGAAGAGAAGGGAGUGUGCGAGAGUGAGUAAGAGGCACUGCAUUGAGUCAAACGGUGCUGCAGUUGGUGGUGGAGUACUGCCGCUACCACAGCGUGCCAGGGUGGUCGGACAAGGGUGGUCGGACAAGGAGCGGAGGCUGUUCGACGAGAAAUUCGUGCGUGUGAAUCCGAGGAGGCUGUGUGAGCUGACGUCAGCGGCGGAUGUGCUUCAAAUGAAGCCGCUAGUGGACCUCACUAGCAGGGCACUGGCGCGGCUGAUAGAGGGCAAGUCUCCCGAGGAGAUCAGAGAGACGUUUCAUCUGCCAGAUGACUUGACAGAGGUGCGUCCUGGGGUCAUUUGUGGGUGGUGGGUGGAUGGGUGGGUGGAUGGGUGUGUGGAUGGGUGGGUGGAUGGGUGGGUGGAUGGGUGGGUGGAUGGGUGGGUGGAUGGGUGGGUGGAUGGGUGGGUGGAUGGGUGGGUGGAUGGGUGGGUGGAUGGGUGUGUGGAUGGGUGGGUGGAUGGGUGGGUGGAUGGAUGGGUGGGUGGAUGGGUGGGUGGAUGGGUGGGUGGAUGGGUGGUUGGAUGGGUGGGUGGAUGGGUGGGUGGAUGGGUGGGUGGAUGGAUGGGUGGGUGGAUGGGUGGGUGGAUGGGUGGGUGGAUGGGUGGGUGGAUGGGUGGGUGGAUGGGUGGGUGGAUGGGUGGGUGGAUGGGUGGGUGGAUGGAUGGGUGGGUGGAUGGGUGGGUGGAUGGGUGGGUGGAUGGGUGGUUGGAUGGGUGGGUGGAUGGGUGGGUGGAUGGGUGGGUGGAUGGAUGGGUGGGUGGAUGGGUGGGUGGAUGGGUGGGUGGAUGGGUGGGUGGAUGGGUGGGUGGAUGGGUGGGUGGAUGGGUGGGUGGAUGGGUGGGUGGAUGGGUGGGUGGAUGGGUGGGUGGAUGGGUGGGUGGAUGGGUGGAGGAGAAGCUGGAGCCGGUGCGGAGCGGCACAGACGAUCCGCGCAUUCGGCUGCUGAACCGCCUUUAUGCGAAGAAGAGGAAAGACCUCCUGAGGAAGAAGGAGCACACACACUCGACGAGUCACCAUCAAGAAGACGAAAGCGAGGAGGAGCAAGGAAGGGGAGGGAGGUCUCACGGUGGCGAGAGGAGAAGCAGAGAGAAGGAGGCAGGGAAGGGAGGGGAGAAGGAGACGGAGCGGAAGGGCAGGGAGAGUGGAGGGUUGAGGGAGGCGAUGCACAGGCACCACCACAAGGAGCGAGUGGUGGAUGAGAGAUCAUCCCCUCGUCUUCCGGAUCCGGACAAAAACUGCCAUCCAGCCUCGGGAGACGGUGCCAUUCAAGACAGAAUCUCCAGAGGGAAGGAGAGUGGGGUGGAGGAAGCAGGAUCGGAGGGAGAGGAGGGGGGAGAUGGUAAAGAGGGAGGGGAAACGGGGGAAGAGGGUAACGCUCGAAGGGAAGGGGGAGAAGGUAAAGACGGAGGGCAUGUGGUGGUUGCUGAUGGGGUGAUGGAAGUUGGUGGUGGGAGUUCGCUCGAGGCUGGCAGAAGUGGUGGGGAUGGCGCAUGGCUUGACCACAGAGGUAGGAAGGUGGGUGACGUGGGAUUGGGGAGAGCAGGCGAAGGGAGGGAAGUAGCAUUUGCAGCAGCAGCAGCAGCAGAAGCAGAAGCAGUGGUGCCAUCGUCAGUAGCAGGAGGAGGAGGACGAGGAGGAGGAACAGUAGACGAGAGAAGCAGUGCAGUUGGAGUGGGAGAAGCAGCAAGAGAAGAAGAGGCGGUGUGCACUGCUGCGCAAGAGAGGGGAGGAGAGGUGGCGAAAAGGGUCAAGACUCCACGACAGGCUAAGAAGGUGGCAAUAGAGGAACAAGAGGAGGGAAAGAUGGUAAAGGAAGGGACUGGGCAAGUUCAAGCAAGAGAGGGAGCAGGGGAGGGUAAAGGCACAGAAGGAGGGGUGGAGGAGAAGGUUAGAAGGCACAGCAAGCAGGAGAAGGCAGGAAAGCUGACUCCUCGGCGCAGAACAGCAGCAGCACUGGCUGAAUCAGCACAGGCAGAUGCAGCCCAGGCAGCUGGGGCUGCUGCAUCAAUCUGUGAUAGAACCAGGGUGGCAUAUUCGAGAGGUGUUGGUCAAAUUGGUGAGCGUGCAGAGCUCGUGAAAGACACUUUAGCAGGAGUUGCAGCAGAGGGUGCAGCAGAAGCUGCGACGGCAGUCACAGCACAAGUGUCUGAGCUUGCGUAUGGCUCUGCAGGAUUGGGAGGUGCGCGGAUGGGAGAUCAGCAGGCACGGCAGACAGAGGACCAGCGUGCUUGCAGCAGCAAGACUCAGGGCAGCAAGAAAUAG